This is a messenger RNA of Aphanomyces astaci, 510 nucleotides long. RefSeq lists its product as hypothetical. Lineage: Eukaryota; Oomycota; Saprolegniomycetes; Saprolegniales; Verrucalvaceae. Bases 1 to 339 code for a protein of 112 amino acids. The transcript has a single exon. The record is from RefSeq and is a predicted model, not a curated record.
AUGGGCAGCCAAUCACUGGCCAGGGAAAGGAAUCGGCUUGGAUGUGUCGUCAGCCACAAUCGCAACAUCCGAGAGACAGGAGCCAUGGCCGAGUUCUUCCGUCGCGCGCUGAGUAACUUGCUGAACGAACAAGCAGUCAAGACAUUGGCCAACAACAAAGCGUUCCAGAACUUUGCCUUGCGCACGCACUUGCACGUGGAACAGACCAAGAAGACGGUGGCGGAGAUGGCGCAAAAGGAUAUCAAGCCGGAGGAAGCCCUUCCUGCGUUCAAGCACAUCAAAGAGUUUGGGCAGGCACUGAAGGAAGAGUUCCAGAAGGACCUUAGGAGAUUCAAAUAGCGUCUACUGCCUCAGGAGAUAUCGUCGUCUCCUACCUCCUCGACACGCAGACUUUGAAAUAUACCAUCAUCCGAAACUCACUCCCACGUUGGUUUGUGCACAAGAAACACCCCCUUUCAUAUUCGAGCAUAAAGAGACAUGCGCUUGUUCUCAGUCUUACUUUGUCAGUUG